Tachysurus fulvidraco (yellow catfish) is the source of this 2689-nucleotide messenger RNA. It is a transcript of the gene foxg1b, whose product is annotated as forkhead box G1b. Bases 427 to 1443 code for a protein of 338 amino acids. Gene Ontology annotation, biological process: regulation of transcription by RNA polymerase II. Gene Ontology annotation, cellular component: nucleus. The transcript has a single exon. The record is from RefSeq and is a predicted model, not a curated record. Gene Ontology annotation, molecular function: DNA-binding transcription factor activity; sequence-specific double-stranded DNA binding. Lineage: Eukaryota; Metazoa; Chordata; Actinopteri; Siluriformes; Bagridae.
CUCUACGUCAGACCCAUAAGACACUGUUUUUGUGUCACACUUCAUUCUGUGUUGUGGAUGCGCGUCUCUUUUGCUUAAUCUUAAUACCGCGUGCUAAAUCGCACACACACACACACACACACACACACACACACACACACACACACACACACACACACACACACACACACACACACACACACACACACACAGAAGGGCGGAUUGAGUGCAAAUUUUCGGCAAGUUCCGAGCUCCUCCCCUUCCACGAUGAAGCUGUUAACACGGAUUCUUCUAUAUUCCAAAAUUUCCGGCACAACGUCCUCCAUCCUGGAUGCACGCACUACCAAGUCUACAUUUCAAAACGCGUAACUCAACUUUUUUUUUUUUUUCAAAAAAAGGGGGAGGACGGUACAUUUUUUUUUUUUGCUUUUGUGUACUACCCUGACCAUGGGGGAUCACAAGGAGCCGACCAUGGUGCAGAGGUCAAGUUCGUUUAGCAUCAAGAGCCUCCUGCUGCCCUCCAAGUUUGACAGCCAGGGCGCAGGGGUCGCGGAAAAUAGCGCAACAGAUUCGGAAAAAUCCUCGGAACCGACGGAAAUGGACUCCACACCCCCGCAGCAGCGGGGCGAGGAUGAAUCUGGAACGGAAACGGGGAGAAAAAGCGGCAAACACGACAAACCGCCGUUCAGCUACAACGCGCUCAUCAUGAUGGCCAUUCGCCAAAGUCCAGAGAAGCGGCUCACGCUCAACGGCAUCUACGAGUUCAUCAUGAAAAACUUCCCGUACUAUCGGGAGCACAAGCAAGGCUGGCAGAACUCCAUACGGCACAACCUCAGCCUCAAUAAGUGCUUCGUGAAAGUGCCGCGCCAUUACGACGACCCGGGAAAAGGGAACUACUGGAUGUUGGAUCCAUCCAGUGAUGACGUGUUUAUCGGUGGAACUACAGGAAAGCUCCGUAGGAGGUCCGCGACAUCACGGGGUAAGUUAGUGAUGAAACGGGGCCUACGUUUCGCCCCACUAGGACUCGGUCUCGGAGAGCGCGCAAGCAACCCGCUUUGCUGGCAGCUGUCUCCGUUUCUGCCAUUACCUCACGCGCACUACAACGGACCUGCGCACGGGUUUCUUAACCAAGGACACGCGUACGGGUCUCUACUCCCGAGCAUGGAGCCCAUCACCAGCGGAGACAUCGCCCGCCCUGUGCUCGGACCCUCCACCUCAAGUGGAUACAGCGCGAGCUCUGCGCCCGCUGGAUUACUCUCAGGGCACAACGGCUAUUUCGUUGCAGGAGUGCAGCAGCAGGCGCACGCACAGGCUCUCCAAACCGGCCCUUGUUACGGGAUCUCGAGCUCUCCGCCGCCACUGCUAGCGGAUUCGAGGACCACGUUACCGUCUUUCUCCUCGAGCGGUUUUUCGGGUGUUUUGUCACAACAUAAAAGACUCGCGCCUCAUUCUUUCCUGAGCUGAGUGACUUUUCCUAAUUGAAUUUCACGCGUCCAACUGGACACGAAUCAGCGGUGUGAGUUUCAUCUCAGCACUAACAUUGCAUUUAACACUGCAGCGGAUAUUUUGGAAUAUUUAUUAAACGCCGCAUUAAAUUCAACACCGGAAUUUGUGCUGAGCAUCAGAAGCGAAUGACUUUAAAAUGUGUUAAUUUCUUUUUAUUUAAAAUAUUUAGAAAUGAUGCAACAGUAACAACAGUACGACGUCAUGCCAAAGGCAACACACGUUUAUAAUAAUAAUAAUAAUAAUAAUAAUAAUAAUAAUAAUAAUAAUAAUAAUAAUUACUAUUAUUAUUAUUAUUAUUAUUAUUAUUAUUUAAAAAAAUUGCAACUCAUCAAUCCAUGUAUUUUUUUAUCGCAGUUUAUUUAUUGAAUAUUGAGACCAGGCCUAAAAUGGGGUCCAUAUACAAUUCAUUAUUAUUAUUAUUAUUAUUAUUAUUAUUAUUAUUAUUAUUAUUAUUAUUAUUAUUAUUAUUAUUAUUAUGUGGUGUAUAGGGUUUAUUUAAAACUGUGAAUAAGCCUUAACGAGGUCAGUCAGGAUUUUCAGCAACAAACUCAGGUUUUUAUGCGUCCUGACAAUGAUACUGAAAUGAAAAGACAAAAAAGUGCAGAAAAUACUGAAAAAUUCUGAGCAGCUAAAGCCUGGGAUCAUUUGAUCUCUCGGAUCAUAGCAGGAGUAGGCCUACUCAAGAAAUGAAUUGAAUGAACUUUUUUUUUAUUAUUAUUAUUUUUUGCACGAAAUGUCAUUACGUUUUUGUAAAUUGGAUUAUUUAAAUUAAAAUCUAAAUUUAGAUUAAAAUUUAAUUUAAAAUUUAAUUUAAAUUAAAAUCUAAAUUCUAAAUAUAUGAUUCUAUUUAAAUUAAAAUCUAAAUUUUAAUUUAAGGUUUGCAUUUUGAAUUCUUAUUUCUCUCUCAGCUAUUCAGAUAACAAGGCAUUUAAAAAUUCACUUCAGUUAUUUUGACCCUCCUUGUUGUGGGAUUUUAAAAUACCUUUGUGAUCCUUUCAUAUAAAUAUUAGCCUUUGAGAUAUGUGUUUUACUCACGUGGCUUUUCGAAGAAAAAAAUAAUAUAUAUUUUUUUUAUUAUUUGUUAAACGUUACUUCUAAUUACAAUUCCGUGUGCACUUAUACCAGUUUGUUGGAUUUGUCUAUUAAUUUCCCCUGACUGAACAUGGUUCAGGUUUAAGAAAUAAAGUAUUGUACUAUUUCCUUA